ACUGAGCAAUGAUCGCUUAGGGGACUAUAAGAGGCAAAGUGAAAGGAGACUGAAUUUGGUGAGUCUUUCAUUUACAAACAACUUGAAAACGGAGAAAAUGGCUGAGAAGAUUGCUCUUCUUGAGAGUUACCUGAGUUGCCAUGUGUGUUCAGAGACUUUCAGAGAUCCUGUGUCUCUGAGCUGCAACCACAGCUUCUGUUCGAGCUGUCUGCAACAAUUCUGGGAACAAGCUAAAAACAAAAACUGUCCCAUUUGUAAAAGAAAGUCUUCAAAAGACUUUCCAGGAGUGAACUUUACACUGAAGGAACUGGCUGAUUCCUUUGCUGAGAGACAGAAAGCUGAAUCAUCUGAGACUGAAAGAGGAGAGACGAAGGUGGAGGUGGUGUGUAGUAAACAUCAAGAAGAGCCUAAACUCUUCUGUAAGGAUGAAGACAGAGCUCUGUGUCCUGUCUGUGAGUUUUCCCUCCAUCACGGUCACAAGGUGGUUCCUAUAGAACAAGCAGUCAGUGACCUGAAGGAGCAGCUGAAAUCUGACUUGAAGUCUCUACAGGACAAGAGGAGCAAAUACAAACAAGUGGAGAAAACAUACAAUGAAAUGAUUCAACACUCCAAGAAGCAGCUGCUGUCCACAGAGAGACAGAUCAGAGCAGAGUUCACCAAGCUCCAGCAGUUCCUGAAAGAGGAAGAGGAGUCCAGACUGGCAGCUCUGAGGGAGGAAGAGGAGCAGAAGGGGAAGAGCAUCAGCAGAGAGAUGAAGAUGAUUGAGGAGCAGAUCUCCUCUCUGUCAGACAGUAUCUCUGCUGUUGAAGAAGAGCUGAAGAAAGACAACGUGUCCUUCCUCAGCAGUUAUAAACCCACUCAGACCAGAGCCAGAGCCCAGAGCUCACUGUCAGAUCCACAGCUGGUCUCAGGAGGACUGAUAGAUGUGGCCAAACACCUGGGCAACCUGUCCUUCAGAGUCUGGGAGAAGAUGAAGGAGAAGGUCCACUUCAGUCCUGUCAUUCUGGAUCCAAAUACUGCACCUGCCUGGCUCUGUCUGUCUGAUGAUCUGACCAGUGUCAGAAACGGACAAACAAAGCAGCAGGUCCCCGGAAAUCCAGAGAGAAAUACUAAGUAUGCCACUGUUCUGGGCUCUGAGGGCUUCAGCUCAGGGAAACACAGCUGGGAGGUGGAGGUGGGAGACCAUCCUGCCUGGAAUGUAGGUUUCACUAAAGAAUCAGUUGAAAGAAAGGGAGAGUUUCCUCCUUCACCAGAACAUGGAGUCUGGUGUUUAUUGUAUGGAAAUGGAAAAUACACGAAUGGUGUUGGUAAGACUGUCACAGUGAAGAAGAGUCUCCAGAGGAUCAAAGUCCAGCUGGACUAUGACAGGGGGGAGGUGUCCUUCUACAAUGCUGAAGACACGACUCACAUCUACACUCACAGAGACACUUUCACUGAGAGACUCUUCCCAUAUUUUAGUGUUGGAAAGUCUGGUGAUGCCAAAACUUCUGAAAUCAAAAUCUGUCAAACUGAACUUUGUCACAUCACCAGGAGACAAAGUUUCCAAAUCAAAGCUGUUAAUUAUCCUGGUUAUCAGCAUCUUGUUUAGUGUCAAACAACAUUGUAUAGUUGUAUAUAUCCACUGUACUGAAUGUUUUGAUUGGUUCAGUUUGUUCAACAUCAGAUUUUCUUUUUGAUAUUCUUGGCUGUUUUGAUGAGUUUUGCAUCUGUCGGCCUGUUGAAAUGAAUCUCCUCACCUGAGCACUGAAGCACAAACCUCUGCUUGUUUCGAUUUUAUAUUAUUUUAAUGAACUGUAGAGAGAAAAGAAAAGAAAAGUUGUACUGUGCUGAAUAAAGAGUAAAACGUUUAUCUAAAAACGAAAUCCUCUCAGCACCAUCUGCUGGAGACAAAAUUACAUGACAGCUUUUCCUGUAUGUGAUAAUUCAACUGGUGAGGGACUCAAUGAAAUAUGAAACAUUUUUAUCUAAACUUGUUUUCAGUUGGAAAUUAUUUUUUGAAAGACCUUGAGCAAUGAAGAAUUUUGUUGUUUUCUAAAAUUCACAUUUGUUCAUGAUGACACUCCUGAUUUUCAUAUUCUGUUCACUUUUAAUAAAUUUCAGCAGAAUCUUUG
This is a messenger RNA of Toxotes jaculatrix (banded archerfish), 2111 nucleotides long. Its product is annotated as nuclear factor 7, brain-like. Gene Ontology annotation, molecular function: protein binding; zinc ion binding. The record is from RefSeq and is a predicted model, not a curated record. Bases 98 to 1588 code for a protein of 496 amino acids. Lineage: Eukaryota; Metazoa; Chordata; Actinopteri; Toxotidae. The transcript is spliced from 2 exons.